This is a messenger RNA of Spinacia oleracea (spinach), 2863 nucleotides long. RefSeq names its product octanoyltransferase LIP2, mitochondrial. The transcript has 6 exons. Gene Ontology annotation, biological process: protein lipoylation. The coding region runs from base 267 to 950 and encodes 227 amino acids. Gene Ontology annotation, molecular function: lipoyl(octanoyl) transferase activity. NCBI's taxonomy places the organism in Eukaryota, Viridiplantae, Streptophyta, Magnoliopsida, Caryophyllales, Amaranthaceae. The record is from RefSeq and is a predicted model, not a curated record.
AAUCUACCUCCCAUUUCCCAAAAGUCCCCUCCUCUUUUCCUUCACAAUCUUCUCCCACCAUUCACAACCACCCACCACCACUUCACGGCUCCACCACUUCACGGCUCCACCACCGCCGUAUCAUCCACUCACCUCCACGGCCCACCCUGACCACAACCGAAUUUCUCUCUCCUCUCUUUUCCACCAUAACACCCAAGAGAAAAAAGAAAAAGAAUUCGUAUUUCCCAUCGUACAAAUUCUUCCUCGAUUCUCAGAAUCUCACGGGAAUGGCAGUUCGGCGUUGUCUUGAAGUAUGGAAGAUGGGCACGGUUAACUACUUGAAUGCACUUAAGCUGCAGGAGAAUUUGGUAUCUGAUAGAAAAGCUCAAAAGAUAACAAACACCCUUCUUUCUUUGCAACAUCCUCCUACAUAUACACUUGGGAAGCGUAAAACAGAUCACAACUUGCUAGUUCCUGAACCCGAGUUGAUAAAUAUGGGAGCUGAACUUCAUUACACUCAAAGGGGAGGAGACAUAACAUUUCAUGGUCCACAUCAAGCUAUAUUAUAUCCAAUCAUAUCUCUUCGUGAUAUUGGAGUUGGUGCUCGGAGUUAUGUCGAGAAGCUUGAACAAACGAUGAUUGAACUUGCAUCCAUGUAUGGAGUUGAAGCCCGCCCUGGCCGAAAAGGUGAAACCGGGGUGUGGGUCGGGGAUAGAAAGAUUGGUGCAAUUGGUGUUCGUAUUCAAUCUGGGAUUACAUCUCAUGGUUUGGCAUUCAACAUUGAUCCUGAUAUGAACUACUUCAAACAUAUUGUUCCGUGUGGGAUUUCUGACAAGGAAGUCACAUCUUUGAGAAGAGAGACAAAUCUGGAACUUCCAACUGAAGAAGUGAUUCAGGAGCAGUUAAUACAUUGUUUUGCUAGACAAUUUGAUUUUAGCUCAUUUUUGUUAGAUAAAAGCAACAUUUAUUGAGUUUUGUGUAUCCCAUUGAUCGAUCUAAUGGUGAAAUUUGUUCAUACAUCAUUCAUUCAUACUCGUCUUGAUAUCUUUGUUCAUAAUGGUUAGUUUUGUGUAUCUUGAAUGAGUGACCGCCCCAAAAGUGAUAAAAAAAAGGGGAAAAAACAGAAGAAAAAAAGAGAGGAAAGUCUUCUACUAUAUGGUGGCAAUAGAUGGUUUAUUAAAAAGCUCCAUCUGCAGACCGUUGACAACAGCUACAACUAUACGGUUCCUGGUUGAUGGAUACAAUCGGAAGUUUCGAAGUGGAAAGAGGCUCUGUUACCAGCAAGGAAUAAUUCACACAAGGGAAAGAAGCCACUCAAGAAAAUUGCUUGCUUCAUUAUUUUCACAGAAUCUUUCGAAUUCAGACCAGCUGAAUGGAACAGCAAAGAGACCUGCAGAAGCUUUAUUGCCGACCAGUUUGAGGAAGGCGCCAGCAAGUAGAUCAAAUCCUACAACGAAUAGGUUUCCGUCUCAGUGUUAGUCUUCAGAUCAGUACAGGAAAGGGUAGUUAAAUUUCAGUUAUCUUUCUACAUUUUUGCAAUUCUCUGCAUCCAUUUCCCUGUCAUCAAGAUACAGAAGAAAUGAAUCAUUUCAGAGAUUCAUGUUUAGGUCCCUUGCCUUUUUGAAGGUUUUAUAUUCUGUGUAAUAUUUCAUACUUUUUAUGACGAAACUGAAAAGAGAUUAGAGGAAGUGUAAUUAUAGAACCUCUUUUUAAUAAGAGAAUCUUUCGUCAUAUGUGCAAGAGUGUGUUGGUGUUAAUUCUUAGUACAGUUUGAUGUUAAAGAGAAUUGAUCCUUUUUUAACUUGUCGGGAAGUCAAUGUUGCUUAAUUUGAUGUACCUUACCAUUUACAUAGAACUCCCGUACAUUUAUGUUAACUGUUUGGUAAUUGAUGUUUACUUUGCUGCUUGUGAAAAAGCGAAAAAAAUUAGAAAGAAAGAGAUUGUAAUCGAGAUCUUGAACCAAGAUUACUAAUGUAGUAAUGUAUGCAUGGUUGGUUAAUUGUCAAGACCAUCAAGACCAUUCUGUUUGGUUUGUUAGUUACUUGGUUACUUACAGAUAAUUCUAGUACUCUCUUACAUACAAGAGUAGAAGUUAACUAUGGAAAAGACAACUCUCAUCCUCUUCUUUUGAUACUGUAAUUGUAAGGUUUUGCAUCUUCAAUUGUUAAAUAUCAGUGUGUAUCUUUUUGUCUGCAUGUAUACAAUCCUCUGUUGUGCUUGCUCUAUGUCGAUUGUCGACCUGAUUAGUAGGAGAAGGAAACAAAGAACUGAAAACAAGAGCGAGGUGAAGUUGAAGGAGAUGAAUCCCGUGAAAGAGAGACACCGCCACCCAAUUCCAGUGAACUGCCUUCAUAAACAAAGGGAAAUUUCUGUCACAACAGAAAGAUGUCAAGAAUGCAGACAACAAAGUGUCAAAAGAUGACUCGUCUUCAUAAGUGCAGCAAUAUAGGAGAAGAAAAGGGACCCAAUCAACAAUUAAGCAACUCAGAGGAUGCCAUUGAUGUGCUUGAGGAGCGUAACUCUCGUGAUCUGACUGUCCGUGUAGUCAAGACAACAAAACUUAAGGUUUCUUCUUAUUCAGAUAAACAGCUUCCAUUCAACAAGCGGAGGAGUCAGUAUUAUGUUCUGCCCGGAACUAAAGAGAAGGGAAAUCGCGGAAGUGAGUUGAAGCCAAAAGUUAAAAUUAGGACCUUGGAAAGUAUUUACAGCAGGACUAAGCCAAUUUCUGCUGUUUGAGAGUUAAAUUUGUGAGAGGAUGAUCUGAUUGUUCAACAAAAAAACAUAAUAAUGGUGAUUAUGCCAAAUUGGGUGUACUAGAUUUGAUAUGUUUUCGAGAACGUUUUCAUAUUUAUUUUUCAUAUGUUAUCUAUUAUAUUUAUUGAGA